AUGGAGAUUGGGAGCUCCUCACCUGGACUGGAUGGCUUUGCAGCCUACGGAUAUAUAUCAAUGGACGAUUGUGAUCAGAAGCAAUUGCAUGAGUGGUUGAAAUCCAAACCCAAAAUAUUUGAAGCUUUAAAUACUGCAUUUCGUCUGAACAAUGACAUUGCCACUUUUGAGGAAGGUGAUGCAUUUGGUCAUCCUGAUCAAAACCUAACAGACAUUAUUGCGUCUUUGUUCCUCCAUCCAAUUCCUUUUAAGAACUAA
This is a messenger RNA of Eruca vesicaria subsp. sativa (arugula), 258 nucleotides long. The record is from the annotation of a GenBank genome assembly. NCBI's taxonomy places the organism in Eukaryota, Viridiplantae, Streptophyta, Magnoliopsida, Brassicales, Brassicaceae.